Haliotis rubra (blacklip abalone) is the source of this 1079-nucleotide messenger RNA. RefSeq names its product growth arrest and DNA damage-inducible protein GADD45 alpha-like. Gene Ontology annotation, cellular component: nucleus; cytoplasm. The coding region runs from base 114 to 629 and encodes 171 amino acids. The transcript has 6 exons. Gene Ontology annotation, biological process: regulation of cell cycle. NCBI's taxonomy places the organism in Eukaryota, Metazoa, Mollusca, Gastropoda, Lepetellida, Haliotidae. The record is from RefSeq and is a predicted model, not a curated record.
GACUGGGACCGACUGUAGCGCAUAGGCUAUUGCAAGUCAGCUGUGAGCUUGUCGAGACGUGGACCGUUCGUACCAGAACUUUUCUCUUUGUUUCACCUGCAGCAAGCUAGACGAUGACUUUGCCGGAAUUAAUGAAAGAUUCGUCACUGCAAGCAAAACCGAAAAAGAUGAACGUUGGCGCCGCUUUAAGGGAGAGUAUCUGGCAGGCAAUGGAAGGCAACCGAUUGACUUCCGGCCUUUUCGAAUGUGCCAAACUUUUGAAAUGUAACCCUGACAACGUGAUGCUGUGUGUCCUACCAGAAGUAAGUGGGCAGCAUGACGUCACUGUAGACAUUCAGCACACACUCAUCGAAGCUUUCUGUUGGGAGAAUGAGAUCAAACUGUUAAAGGUCGAGAAGCAGAGCUCCCUUGGACAUGUCCUUGAAGGAAGGGGAGAUAAGAAGGAGACUGACACCGGAAACAUUGCCACCUCCAUCGUUAACAACAACACCGGGGUAGAUUCAAGCUGCGUCCUCUUAGAGUAUCCGAAGAAUGGUCUCAGUUCAAAUGAUGAGGACGUGAUAGAGUUCCACAACAGUGUCAUGCUAAGCGACACCUAUCCUAAACCUGUUAUAGAAUUCCCGGAAUGAUAUGAGCUCCGUACAGCGAUAUCCAAAUGGACCCAGAUCGUUGGCAUGAAGCCACAUUGAAACCAUCAUCUCACAGAAAUCAGCUACCAGCGAUUUCCAGAGCAGACGACAGUUGCAUGAUGGGAAGGAAGGAUCCAUCGCGCACGCGAUGGAGACGAAGAAACAGACGACAUUCCGGUCAAGGUCACACAGAAUACCGGUGGCAUGGCGCUGUCCUGUUGGUGCGGAUUCACUCUCUAAUCGGAUUUGUGGACAAUUAGAUAUGAUUGCAGACAGGCUCUCACUCAUCUAAUAUAUAAAUAACAUCACCUUUCAUCGAUACAAGGUUCACUAUGUAACGAGCAUGCUUACUUUAAUGAAGGCAGUUCCCCCACAUGCGUGUGGCAAGUGGAAAUGAUUGAUCUUAACGUUUUUUCGUGUUGAGAAUAUAAUAAACAUUUUGAAAAAUAA